AUGCUUGCUGUAUUUGUCGUGUUCUUCGCCGUGAGGGGAGCAAAACACAGUCAUAAUGGCCCCUUUGCAGGUCGAUGGGAAGGAGCUCACGAAAGAUCUACAAUCUUUGCUAACGACCACAUCCCGUUGACUGGGGUCAAUAGAGCUGUGAUCGAUAGCCCCAACGUGAGCUCACCCAUGGCUCAGUCCGAGAGCUUUCAAGGAGAUGGCGACGAUGAAGAUAGGCUUGACACUUUAGACGCUACAGCCGAUGAGUCUGCAAUGUUGAACAAGCCUGACAUGCAGAACAGACAUCCAACAAUGGGUCACAGUUCAGUUCCCGGUACCCAGGACCCUCAGAAAAUGUUGCUACAGUGUCUGCUUCUCGAAGCUGGCAUUCUCUUCCACAGCAUUUUUAUUGGUAUGGCAGUCUCAGUAGCCACAGGUACCGCAUUUGUAGUACUACUCAUUGCAAUAUGCUUCCAUCAGACUUUUGAAGGAUUCGCUCUUGGCGCUAGAAUUGCCAACCUGAUUCCAGCACUUUUUGAUGCUCGAUCACCCAAACCCUGGAUAAUGUGUUUUGCAUAUGGAACCACCACACCGAUUGGACAGAUUUUGGGCCUGGUACUACAUCGACUAUACGACCCUAACUCUGAGGCAGGAUUGCUUACUGUCGGCAUCACUAACGCUAUCAGCAGCGGUCUCCUUCUGUUCGCUGGACUUGUACAGCUCGUGGCCGAAGACUUUCUAACAGACUCCAGUUACAAGGCCUUGAAAGGCAAAAGACGUAUCGAAGCGAAUCUCGCCGUGGCGUGUGGCGGACUAUUGAUGGCUAUCGUGGGAGCGUUUGCCUAG
Messenger RNA from Lithohypha guttulata, 834 nucleotides. RefSeq lists its product as uncharacterized. NCBI's taxonomy places the organism in Eukaryota, Fungi, Ascomycota, Eurotiomycetes, Chaetothyriales, Trichomeriaceae. Bases 1 to 834 code for a protein of 277 amino acids. Gene Ontology annotation, cellular component: plasma membrane. Gene Ontology annotation, molecular function: zinc ion transmembrane transporter activity. The record is from RefSeq and is a predicted model, not a curated record. Gene Ontology annotation, biological process: zinc ion transmembrane transport. The transcript has 2 exons.